AUGUCUACUUUAUUUUUAGGAGUUAUAUUACUGAAGAAGGUCUCAUUGUCCCGAAAAAUGGCAAGUUUCCAAAGCCCAUCUCUUUCAUCUGCAAAACUAAAACCAUUGAGCCCGUUUGUGUCAAAGUUAAAGGUUUUGCUAAGCGAUAGCAAGUACCAAGAUGCCAUACGGUGGUCGGUUAAUGGCGAAGCAAUUGUCAUAUUCAAUGCGGACACUUUCAAACGAAUAGUUUUGGACAAGACGGCGGAAAUGUUCAAGACGAAAAACUUCACAAGUUUUGUUCGCCAGUUAAAUUUGUACGGCUUCCGAAAGGUACCAACAAACGGAAAGUCUGACCCGAACAAGAAUAUGAAAUUUGAACAUCCCCACUUCGUGCAAAGCAAGCCGCAAAUGAUGCACCUGGUUCAAAGAACCUGCUCUUCCAGCAAGAAGCGAAAGACGGGUGGUGACAUAUUGCGUCCUCUUUAUGAUGACAAAGUCUCUCGGAGUCAACCAAGAGCGGGCAGAAAAAGCGAAAGUCAUGCAAGGGAAAAGGCAGCUUGGCUCAAUGAUUAUUAUCAACAAGCGACCAAGAAACAAGCAAGCAAAUUGUCUACGCCGUCCAAAGGAAACGAACUCGCUGUUUAUCAAGAUGAGGAAGCGUUCGAAGACAACGAACAACUCGCGUUGGAGUAUAUGUACCAGAAAUUCAAAGAAGAACAACACGCCGUUCAGCUGUUGAUGUAUUUAAAGUAUUCCCCACCAAAUCCCGAAGUCUUUCCCACUGGCGUUUGGGAGCCACAAUUACCACAACUUCAGGCAAGACACUCUGUGGUAUAUACAGGAUCUCAACACUUACCAAACACCAGGCUAUGUCACUGCCUGAGUUGCCCACCAGUAUACGAGUCGACUGAACCAACCAGCCAGACAAGAUUAAUUUGA
Molecule: messenger RNA, 921 nt
Organism: Paramuricea clavata
Lineage: Eukaryota; Metazoa; Cnidaria; Anthozoa; Malacalcyonacea; Plexauridae
Source: the annotation of a GenBank genome assembly